UAACAGUUUAAUCUCCGGAGCUCCAGGAAGGGUGUUUUAUGGCAAAGGAGGACUACAUGCAUAUAUAUGACCAGGAAGGGACAGGGUGACCCACUACAGGACUUGCUGGGGAUAAGCUUCAGUCUACGAGCUAGGCUAUCAUGGUAGCAUACAAGGUCCCCCGUCUCACUCUUCAGGGAAUCCUGGGGGUCCCCAUAUCCUCUUGUAGAAAGCUACCUGCGAGGUUCUAGGUCCCGGGACUCCCGUCAAGGUCUCAGAGUAGUAUAGUAGAAGGGUCACCUGCCCUCGGACUGGCAGUGGCGGCAGAAUGGCGGGGGUUGGAAGGGGGGCUGCUUGGCCGUGGACUUUGGCCUGACUUUCCCUGUUGCUCUUCCCCGGGGCUCAGGUAUUCCUCAGCCGGCACCCUCCCCCUCCCGAAGCACUGCACCUAGGCUGCUAAGGGACCAGCUCCUUUCUCAGAUGCCCGCCUCCGUGUCGCCACUUCACGCAGCCCCAGCUGGACUCGCUGGCACCCACAACUUGGUGGAGCGUGCCCAUCUGCCUCCACCCCCCGUCGAUCCCUCGCUUGCACUGCCAAGUCUUAUGGUUCCAGGGCCGCGAAGCUGACCCUAGUUCUGUGCUCCGGAGCGGCGCGCCGGUGCCUCAGUAGGGCAGCGCCCGGUGGCGGCCAGAUCCCACCGGCCAGCCCUGCCCUGCCCUGCCCGGUCGCCGCACCCGCGAGCCGGGCUCUGCCUGGCUCUCUGCACACGGAGGAGGCCCGCCCUCCGCGCCCGGACGGGCAGAGGGUGUGCGUGGAGCCAGGGGUGUGGCGGAGAGUCCCAGGACCAGCAGCACAGGCCUCUGUGGAAGUAGGUGGCCCUGUGGAGGAGGGUGACUGACGGCCACUUGCCACCUGUCUGCCUACCUGAGGACACUUGUCUGCCUUGGUGAUGGGGCUGGACGUCACCUGUUGGGUCAGAUCCUCUCAGGUCAUGCCAGUGUCCUGAAACGGAGCUGCCAGUAGGGGCGGGGUGUCCGGGCAGCCUCGGAGUUUGCUUCUUGAAACCGCAAGGAUCACAUUUUGACAGAAUUAAAAGCCUGCAACUGCGGAGGGAAGGAAACACACCAGGGAACAACGAGGAGGCCUUUUCUUUUCUGGCCAUGUCUUCUGUGGGAACUGCUGAGCCAGAUGGAGACCAGAGGGACCGGCAUGUCAGCAAGCUCAUUUUCUUCCUCUUUGUCUUCGGUGCAGCUCUGUUGUGUGUUGGGGUCCUGCUCUCCAUCUUUGGGUACCAGGCAUGCCAAUAUAAGCCUCUCUCACACUGCAGCAUGGUGCUGAAGAUUGCUGGACCUUCGUGUGCAGUGGUGGGUCUUGGGGCUGUGAUUCUGGCCCGGUCCCGGGCACGCCUGCAUCUGCGGGAGCGACAGCGGCAAGGCCUUCAGGACCCUGACCAAUCCUUCUUCUGUGGAGAGAGCCGCCAGUUUGCCCAGUGUCUCAUCUUUGGGUUCUUGUUUCUGACCAGUGGCAUGCUCAUUAGCAUACUGGGCAUUUGGGUGCCAGGAUGUGACUCAGACUGGGCACAGGAACCACUGAAUGAGACAAACACCGGAGAAGGAGAACCCCAGAUCUGUGGCUUCCUUUCUCUGCAGAUCAUGGGGCCCUUGGUUGUGCUUGUGGGACUGUGUUUCUUUGUGGUAGCCCAUGUUAAGAAGAAAAACAACUUGAGUUCAAGCCGAGAUACCUCUGAGGUCGAAGGUGGACACGCCCACAGCACGGAGCCUGUCCACAUCACUGUAGGUGACUCAGUGAUAAUCUUCCCGCCCCCUCCACCACCUUACUUUCCUGAGUCUUCAGCAGCGGCUCCAUCUCCCGGGGCUAACAGCCUGCACCAGAUUGAAAACCCACCAUCCUAUUCCAGCCUUUUUAACUACGGCAGGACCCCAACUCCUGAGAACCAGGGAGCAGCCUCUGAGAGAGAACGGGAGCUCAUAUACACCAUUUCUGGGCAGGGUUCAUCCUCAGAGAGAUCAUACACUGGACAUCUUCCACUGGACCUGCCCCCUAGAUAUGAAGAAAAAGAAACUGCCCCAGCCACACCCUUGGGUGCCCCUUCUGAUUCAUCCCCACCAUGAGCUAUGGACUCAAGCACAGUUUUAUAUAUACCAUGGAUUGCUAUUUUAUUUAAUUUGUUUUUUAAUAAAACAU
This is a messenger RNA of Mus caroli (Ryukyu mouse), 2185 nucleotides long. The record is from RefSeq and is a predicted model, not a curated record. Lineage: Eukaryota; Metazoa; Chordata; Mammalia; Rodentia; Muridae.